Molecule: messenger RNA, 831 nt
Organism: Nanorana parkeri
Lineage: Eukaryota; Metazoa; Chordata; Amphibia; Anura; Dicroglossidae
Gene: GABARAPL2
Product: GABA type A receptor associated protein like 2
Exons: 4
Coding region: 86-439 (117 amino acids)
Biological process (GO): cellular response to nitrogen starvation; autophagosome assembly; macroautophagy
Cellular component (GO): autophagosome membrane; cytosol; autophagosome
Molecular function (GO): ubiquitin protein ligase binding
Source: RefSeq, a predicted model, not a curated record
GGGGAGAAGAGAGCUUCUCCCGGAAGUGGCGUCAUUAGGAGGUUCCGCCCUGUUGUUGUUGUCGUUGCUGUCACCGUUCGGUACCAUGAAGUGGAUGUUCAAAGAAGACCACGCACUGGAACACCGGUGUGUGGAGUCCGCAAAGAUCCGAGCCAAAUAUCCAGACCGUGUUCCGGUGAUCGUGGAGAAAGUGUCCGGCUCACAGAUCGUGGACAUCGACAAGCGGAAAUACUUAGUCCCUUCUGACAUCACCGUGGCCCAGUUCAUGUGGAUCAUCCGAAAACGCAUCCAGCUGCCUUCAGAAAAAGCCAUUUUCUUGUUUGUAGACAAGACUGUGCCACAGUCUAGCCUAACCAUGGGACAGCUGUACGAGAAAGAAAAAGACGAAGAUGGCUUCUUGUACGUGGCGUACAGCGGCGAGAACACGUUCGGCUUUUAAACGCCUCAACAGCUUGUGAAUCUUGUAAAUAACGACCGUGGUUUUGGCGCAAUGCGUAACUGCCCUAUAGCGUAGCGGCUCAGUAACUGGAUGUGUUUCUGUUAAACUCAUUCUCGUCCUCCAUGUAUAUCUCUGUCUGUAGAUAUUUCCGGGUAAUUUAUUCUUUUGCGCUUUUUUGGUUUUUUCUCAGCCUCUUUUCUGUCAAAGCCACAGACCACAUGUACAAAAUAAGUCGGCGGGCUUUACGUCAGCAAAAGGGGCUCAUUAUUGUAUGUAUUAAAGAGGACCUGGCUGCAUGCACUGCGCAUAGGUGAAUGGGUGCUCUGGACGCUUCUUCCGUUACAAUUAUGAAAGAUGGGGGAACCUGUGCAUAGAUGUAAGCAGAGCUUCUU